UCCACGCCCACUUGACAUCAUCCACACUCGCCAAGAACGCAUGGCAACAUCGCUAACAAGUGGGACGAGAUGCUAACAGAUUGACGGUGUUUUGGUUUUUUUUUUCUUUUGACAUUUAGAACGAUUUUGAGAGAUUCCAAUUGCACUAAACUGGCUUCACCUCCAUGUCGCCAGUCGUUCAUUUGCGUCUUUAUUCAUAUCAGUUGAAUCGCAGCUGCUGGCGAGCCGGUGAAGCACCAAAAUGCAGUCUGUGAAGGUCGGUUUUUUGGCUUUGGUUACGUCCAGAGCUCUCUGCUCAAGUAGGAUGUACUGUCCUCAGUUUGUUAAAAUAUCAUCGGCUCGCUGUCGUGUCAAUUGUUCUGUCAGCAAGACUCGCUUUUGUCAGUCAGCAGCCACGCCAGGGACCGCGGUUAUUCGUGUUCCUCGCUACGUGCUGAAGCGCGUCGAAAACGUGAAGCAGACUCGGGGCAAAAACAAGAUCAACACCAUCAGAGCUGGAAAACUCCUGAUCCAGAGCAAGAACCCCGAUCUGAACCAGUCUGCGGGAUACAUACUUGGGAAGUUCGAGCAGCCCAGUCUCUGCUCGAAAGGAUGGAAACAUAACAAGUCAUUCGGUGACUAUUUCACCAUCAACAACAUCAAGACUGUUGCACCCUAUGUAACGCAAAAGCAGGACGAGGAAGUUGAACAGAAAACAUCAGUGACCUUUAUGAACCUCCACAUUUGCAAGGAGCUGGUGGAAGUUUUGGACAGAAUCAACAUUACCCAUCCCACCACUGUACAGCUGCAGACCAUCCCAAAGGUCAUGAAAGGUCACAAUAUUCUUUGCGCGGCAGAGACGGGCAGUGGGAAAACUCUGAGUUACCUCCUGCCUAUUGUUCACAGACUGCAGGCUGACAAGGAAUCACAGAUGUACGCUGGGAGCUCACGCAAAAUUCAGACUUUGGUUCUCGUGCCUUCCAGAGAGCUGGCUGAGCAAGUGGCCUCUGUGUCCCGGACGCUGUGUGCUCCAUUUGGCUUGCUGACACGGACUGUGGGUGGUGGGCGAGGUGUAGGACACAUCAAGAUGGUCUUCAAGAGGAAUCAUCCAGAUAUUUUAGUGGCUACACCAGGCGCUCUGGUCAAGGCCCUGCGGAGACGUUGCCUGGACUUAGAUGAGCUGAGCUUCUUUGUUGUAGACGAGGCCGACACUAUGUUCGACCCCAGCUUUUCUGACAUGCUGGAGAGCAUCCUGCACCACACAAACAUUGCUAGUAAUCCCAAGCAAACACGGGGCCCUGGCCGUAAAGCCCAGUUGCUGGUGGUGGGGGCCACCUUCCCUGGUGGUGUCGGGGAAGUGCUCAGCCAGGUGACAGACCUUGGCAGCAUGGUGGUCAUCAAGAGUAAGAUGCUGCACUUCCUCAUGCCACAUGUCAAGCAGACCUUCCUGAAGGUAAAGGGUUCUGAGAAAAUCCUGGAGCUCCACCAAAAGCUGAAGCUGCUCCAACAAGAAAAGGGGGGGGGUUCUGUGCUGGUGUUCUGCAACAAGUCUGCCACCGUCAACUGGUUGGGGUACUCGCUGGAAGAGAUGGGCGUUCAGCAUUCACGUCUGCAAGGGGAGAUGCCUGCUACUGUGCGUGCAGGAAUCUUCCACUCCUUCCAGAAGGGCAUGGUGGAUGUGCUGAUUUGCACAGACAUUGCCUCUCGUGGCCUGGACACAUCCGGUGUGCGCUUGGUUGUCAACUAUGACUUCCCAGAAUCCCACACGGACUACAUCCACAGGGCAGGGAGAGUGGGGAGAGCGGGAGGGGUGGAGGACGGGGAGGUGCUCAGCUUGGUCACUCAUCCCUGGGAUGUGGAGCUGGUGCAGAAGAUUGAGACUGCUGCACGUAGGAGAACUAGUUUGCCGGGGAUGGAAUCUGAUAUACAUGAGCCAAAACCCAAAGUAGUGGAGGCACAGGAGUAGAAGAUGUGUCUGGGAUGUGUCUAAGUGGAAAACCUGCCUCUGAAAUUUCUUGCUGUGUGUGUGUGUGUGUGUGUGUGUGUGUGUGUGUGUGUGUGUGUGUGUGUGUGUAAUGUUGUGGUGACACACUAAAUGUACAAAAUGAUUUUAAGCAGAAAUGGUAAGCAAGAUAAGCACUGAUUGCUCAAAACAGUGUGCUGUAAUGUAAGUUUGCCAUCUUCUCAGAAAUUUUCUAAUUUAAAUGUUUGUUUGUAUAAAUGAUUUUGCUCAGCAGUUACUUGUUCAGACUUACAUAUUCUCAUUAUUUUUUUUCUGGCAUCUCAUGCAGCAUGUGUGUUAAUGCUUUCAAUUCAAAGUAAAAUCUGACUGCACAUUC
Molecule: messenger RNA, 2318 nt
Organism: Xiphias gladius (swordfish)
Lineage: Eukaryota; Metazoa; Chordata; Actinopteri; Istiophoriformes; Xiphiidae
Gene: ddx28
Product: DEAD (Asp-Glu-Ala-Asp) box polypeptide 28
Exons: 1
Coding region: 242-1945 (567 amino acids)
Biological process (GO): mitochondrial large ribosomal subunit assembly
Cellular component (GO): mitochondrion
Molecular function (GO): nucleic acid binding; ATP binding
Source: RefSeq, a predicted model, not a curated record